CCAAACCCGUAGGGUGAAGGAGUUGUGGUAGGAGCUCCCUCAGCGAGGAGCCGCCCUCCGCCGCCUCCUCCCCGGCGGGAAGGGGAAGGGCGCCGAGCCCCACCGCCGCCCAGCCCCGGCGGCAACGCCCACGGCGGAGCUGGAAGAAGAAGAAGAAGAAGAGGAGGAGGAGGAGGAGGAGGAGGAGGAAGGCUGUGGCGAUGCUGGGGCGGGCGCUGCGGAGCGGCGAGCGGCGCCGCCGGCUGCUGGCGGGGGGCUUGGCGCCCAUGCCCGCGCCUCAGAAAGGCGAAAGGAGGGAGAGGUUCUCUGCAUGUGCCUUGUCUUCAGCCAGGACGCUGCAGGUGCAGCUCUGGAGGCAAACCAGGACCUGGGCGCGCCGGGAAGGAGCCCGCUACAGCACGCUGGUGCCAUCUGAUGAAGUGACUAUUAAUUACAGGCAUGGUCUUCCCGUGAUAACGCUGACGUUGCCCACCAGAAGGGAACGCUGCCAGUUCGCUGUGAAACCCAUGGUAGCGACCGUGGGGGCAUUCCUGAAAGACGUACAGAGAGAAGAUAAAGGAAUUGUGAAAGCAGAAGUCUUCACAACAGAUGGUAGCAAGGUUUCUGAUGCAACCUUGAUGGAGGUCUUACUGAGGAAUGACUUUAAGCUUCUUAUCAACGGCACAGCGUACAGCGUGUCACCUCCUGUAAAAGAUAAGCUGAGUAGUGAGCAUGCUACUGAAAUGGAAGAUGUCAAAUCCUUGAUUCACAGACUGUUCGUGGCUCUGCAUUUAGAAGAUCACCAGAUCAGGAAGGAGAGAGAAUUGCUGCAGAAACUGGACCAUCUGAAGGAACAGCUGAUGCCUCUUGAACAGAUGAAAGCCAAAAUCAUGGACAGUGCAGACGCAAAGACCUCCAGGCUUCUGUGGGUUGGCUUAGCUCUGAUGUCAACACAAGGCGGAGCGCUGGCAUGGCUCACGUGGUGGGUCUACUCCUGGGACAUCAUGGAGCCAGUCACGUACUUCAUCACUUACGGGAGUGCCAUGGCUUUCUAUGCCUACUUUGUUCUUACUAAACAGGACUACCUUUACCCUGAUGUUAAGGACAGGCAGUUCCUCCACUACUUCUACCGGAAAUCUAAAGCCAAGCGUUUCAAUGUCGAACAGUACAACAAACUAAAAGAAGACGUAGCAGAGGCAGAAGAAUCCCUGAGGCGUCUACGCCAACCUCUGCACCUGAGACUUCCAAUCCAGGAGAUUACUAACAAGGACUGACGUUGUUUUGGUAUACGUUAGAAUUGUCCUUUCAAACCUGAUGUGAACGUUUAGUUACUGUAUAGAAACUGGAUAUUUUUGACCACUAUAGUUUUGAAAAUUACAAUAAAUAUCUAUAAAAAUGA
This is a messenger RNA of Anas platyrhynchos (mallard), 1378 nucleotides long. It is a transcript of the gene MCUB, whose product is annotated as mitochondrial calcium uniporter dominant negative subunit beta. Lineage: Eukaryota; Metazoa; Chordata; Aves; Anseriformes; Anatidae. Gene Ontology annotation, biological process: mitochondrial calcium ion homeostasis; calcium import into the mitochondrion. Gene Ontology annotation, cellular component: uniplex complex. The record is from RefSeq and is a predicted model, not a curated record. Gene Ontology annotation, molecular function: calcium channel inhibitor activity.